UCUUAAGGUUUCAGCAAGGGGCGGCCAUGAAGUUCGUUGGCGUGGUUGGGAUUAUCCUGAGUCUCUCGGCGUUGACGUCAGCCCACGCCGUAGCUCACGGGCCUGACUACGUGGUUUGGGUCGCCGAGUGGGGCACCUGGAGCAAUUUCACCAUUUGUACUGCAAGUUGUGGAGGAGGAAUCAAGAUGCGAACGAGGGAGUGUAUUCUUAGGAAAGUCCACUAUCACACCCUACAUAGCGUUGGAAUGAGGCCCUCUUGUUGCGCCGGAGCGUCCGUUGAGAUCGUCCCCUGUAAUACGCAUCAGUGUGUCAUCGUCGGCGGAUGGUCCCCAUGGUCCAUCAACACCGGCUGUUGUAACGGGCUGAAGAUCAGACAUCGUACUUGUACCCACCCUCCCCCGGUCAACUCACCUGAGUGUGCAGGACACGCUGUGGACAGUGUUAUGUGUGGACCAGAGGAUAAAGAGAUCUGUGUGGCAUGUCCAAGAGACUGCCCAAGACCGUACAUGUUUCACCAUCACCACCACCACGGUCCAGAUGACGGCCAUGUCCACGAUCACGUGUUACACCGGAAGUAGUUCUUUCCUGGAUUGAAGCAGACGACAAAGACUUACGUUUACGUGAAAUUGAAAACGAAAUGAAAAAGAAAACCUAGGACAAUGCAUAUUGAGGAGACAAUAACAUCUAAUACAACAUUUUAUUUUCACUUUAAUUAUUCAAGAUUUAUCUUUGUUCUAUUAUAAAAACGUAAUCAAAAAUUUAAGUUUUCACCGUUCCAAACAAGGUUUGUAGGCCAAGUUAUAUACUAUUUUUAGGUGCAAAAAUUAAAAUUUUAUUUUUGUUAAGGUCCUUAUCAAAUUAGCAAAAUUCUGAAAAUAUAAAAUUACUAUGUUUUCUCUAAUGGUAUUUUCGCAACAGUGUCAAUUCUGGAUCCUUUUGAUCUUUUGUUUAGAACUGCAUACCUUUUGGUGAAGUAUUUAUAUUGCAUGACAAAUAUUUUUACUAGUAAUGAUCAUCUGAUGAGGUGUCUCAAGCACCAAAGCUGAAACUGCGGAGAUGAACACACAUACGUGCGCACGUACGUACACACGAACAAACAGAUUCACACACACUGGCAC
Lingula anatina is the source of this 1118-nucleotide messenger RNA. RefSeq names its product ectin-like. The record is from RefSeq and is a predicted model, not a curated record. Lineage: Eukaryota; Metazoa; Brachiopoda; Lingulata; Lingulida; Lingulidae.